GGGCCCGCAGAGGCUAUAUAAAGGGCGGGAGGGGCACGUGUGGCGCAGUUGGAGCCGCCUGAGUCUCGGGACAGUGGUGCUGUCGGCCUGGUGCGCGCGCCCCGCGAGGAAAAAUGCAGAUCUUCGUGAAGACCUUGACAGGGAAGACCAUCACCCUGGAGGUUGAGCCCAGUGACACCAUUGAGAAUGUCAAGGCCAAAAUCCAAGACAAGGAAGGCAUCCCCCCUGAUCAGCAGAGGCUGAUCUUCGCUGGCAAGCAGCUGGAAGAUGGGCGCACCCUGUCUGACUACAAUAUCCAGAAGGAGUCCACUCUGCACUUGGUGCUGCGUCUGAGAGGUGGCAUGCAGAUCUUCGUGAAGACCUUGACAGGGAAGACCAUCACCCUGGAGGUUGAGCCCAGUGACACCAUUGAGAAUGUCAAGGCCAAAAUCCAAGACAAGGAAGGCAUUCCCCCUGAUCAGCAGAGGCUGAUCUUUGCUGGCAAGCAGCUGGAAGAUGGGCGCACCCUGUCUGACUACAACAUCCAGAAGGAGUCCACUCUGCACUUGGUGCUGCGUCUGAGAGGUGGCAUGCAGAUCUUCGUGAAGACCUUGACAGGGAAGACCAUCACCCUGGAGGUUGAGCCCAGUGACACCAUUGAGAAUGUCAAGGCCAAAAUCCAAGACAAGGAAGGCAUUCCCCCUGAUCAGCAGAGGCUGAUCUUUGCUGGCAAGCAGCUGGAAGAUGGGCGCACCCUGUCUGACUACAACAUCCAGAAGGAGUCCACUCUGCACUUGGUGCUGCGUCUGAGAGGUGGCAUGCAGAUCUUCGUGAAGACCUUGACAGGGAAGACCAUCACCCUGGAGGUUGAGCCCAGUGACACCAUUGAGAAUGUCAAGGCCAAAAUCCAAGACAAGGAAGGCAUCCCCCCUGAUCAGCAGAGGCUGAUCUUUGCUGGCAAGCAGCUGGAAGAUGGGCGCACCCUGUCUGACUACAACAUCCAGAAGGAGUCCACUCUGCACUUGGUGCUGCGUCUGAGGGGUGGUAACUGAACUAGCUAGUCAAUUCUGCAUCCAUGUAAAAGUUUCACUGCACUUGUUCAUUCCAAUAAAGCUGUUGCAUCCACAAAA
Molecule: messenger RNA, 1109 nt
Organism: Rhea pennata
Lineage: Eukaryota; Metazoa; Chordata; Aves; Rheiformes; Rheidae
Gene: UBC
Product: ubiquitin C
Exons: 2
Coding region: 114-1031 (305 amino acids)
Biological process (GO): protein ubiquitination; modification-dependent protein catabolic process
Cellular component (GO): nucleus; cytoplasm
Molecular function (GO): protein tag activity; RNA binding; ubiquitin protein ligase binding
Source: RefSeq, a predicted model, not a curated record